This is a messenger RNA of Diaporthe batatas, 801 nucleotides long. RefSeq lists its product as uncharacterized. NCBI's taxonomy places the organism in Eukaryota, Fungi, Ascomycota, Sordariomycetes, Diaporthales, Diaporthaceae. The record is from RefSeq and is a predicted model, not a curated record. The coding region runs from base 1 to 801 and encodes 266 amino acids. The transcript has 2 exons. Gene Ontology annotation, biological process: cilium assembly.
AUGAUGGCUUCUGUGUCAUUGAGUACUCGGGAUCUCAACAUCCUGGAGAAGAUCCAGGAUCCUGAGUUUGACCCUUCCCAAGUGGUCCAGGUGGACGAGACCUUGCCCAAGGACCCCCAUAUCACAGAUGUCACCGUAUACGAGCGCAUCGCGACGGAAGAACGGCGGUUGAUAUUAACGGUGCAGAAGGCUGAGAUGCAAUUUGCUGGACCAGGGCCGAAAACUGGUCUCGAUCCCCUGAAGACGUAUGAAGAAUGCGUGGCUGGCCUAAGUGAGCUGGUCUCGACCAAUCCGUCAUAUGCUAGUGCCAGGAACAACCGGGCACAGGCGAGUCGCCGUCUACACGGUGAUGGCAUGCUUGUGUCGGGUAUAGAACCGGUCGAUAGUCCUCUCUUUGCCGAGUGCGAUUCAGAAGAGAGACGAUCUGCGGCCAGAAGGACACUUUCGGACCUUGACACCUGCAUCUGCCUCCUCACCCCAGGUGGUUCUUACCCACGUUUGUCUCGGCAAACAGCGAGAACCCUCUCCUCGGCACACACACAGAGGGCGGCGAUCUACCUUCAGACAUCGAAGAUGCUGGCAAAAGGUGGUGUUCUGAAUGUCGACCAGGACCGGCCCGAGGCGGGCUGGGACAAGAUAGAUUUCGAGGGAGCCGCUUCGCGAGACUUCGCCUUGGGCGGCAGGUAUGGUAAUGAAGUGGCCAAGGGUCUUGCGGUCAGCACGAAUCCCACAGCCAAGCUUUGUGGGCAGAUGGUGCGAGAGGCGAUGAAGAAAGAAUACGGCCCUGCCUUCAGUAGAUGA